AUGACUUUCACAGCUGGGGUGGUCGACAUAGACCAGAAGCUACCAGAAACUUUUGAAGUCAGUGACUCGUCAUCAAUCGCGACUGAUGAAACUUCUAAGAAAAUUGAGAAAGUUGAGAAAGCCAAGAAGAUCUCCACAACAUUUGCUCUCAUCAAUAUCGUCAAGGGUAUGAUAGGUCCAGGAUGUUUUGCUGUACCGUACGCUUUCAAACAAGCUGGUUUAUGGGCAGCAUUUGGCAUAGACUUCUUACUCGGUAUAAUCUCAAUUAUUUCUAUGAUAAAGCUAGUCAAGAGCGCUCAAUAUUUGUGCCGAAAGAACAAAUGUGGCACGUUAGAUUACGGACAACUGGCACAAGAAGCAUUCGCUGAUUGGGAUAAGUUUGCAAAAUAUAAAUAUGUGGCUAGAUGGUUUGUCAACGCUUGUUUGAUCUUUUUACAGUGUGGAAUCUGCAGCGUUUAUUAUAUUUUUAUUGUCGAACAUGCUAAAGAGGUUGGUUUUAUUUUCAGUGACUGA
Messenger RNA from Cylicocyclus nassatus, 513 nucleotides. The record is from the annotation of a GenBank genome assembly. NCBI's taxonomy places the organism in Eukaryota, Metazoa, Nematoda, Chromadorea, Rhabditida, Strongylidae.